Molecule: messenger RNA, 441 nt
Organism: Ilex paraguariensis (yerba mate)
Lineage: Eukaryota; Viridiplantae; Streptophyta; Magnoliopsida; Aquifoliales; Aquifoliaceae
Source: the annotation of a GenBank genome assembly
AUGGGAAAGUUGGUUUCCGAGACUGAGAUCAAGUCUGAUGGAGAUGUGUUCCAUGAGAUCUUUAGGUACAGACCACACCAUGUAUUUAAUAUGAGCCCUAUAGUUCAGGGUUGUGAUCUAAUUGAAGGUGAAUUUGGAACUGUGGGCUCUGUCAUCCGCUGGAGGUAUACUCAUGACGGGAAAAAGAAGGUUGCCAAACAGAUCAUCCAAGCCAUUGAUGAAGAAAAGAAGUCAGUGACAUUCAAAAUGAUUGAAGGAGAUCUCAUGAAACUGUACAACACCUUCAUUAUAACUGUUCAUGUUGAUACAAAGGGAGAAAGUAACUUGGUGACGUGGACUACCGAGUAUGAGAAGCUAAAUGAGAGUGUGGAAGACCCAAAUACUUUGAUGAACAUGUUUGUCAGUCUCACCAAAGAUAUUGAAGCUCACCAUCUCAAGUAA